Molecule: messenger RNA, 4231 nt
Organism: Periophthalmus magnuspinnatus
Lineage: Eukaryota; Metazoa; Chordata; Actinopteri; Gobiiformes; Gobiidae
Gene: epb41l3b
Product: erythrocyte membrane protein band 4.1-like 3b
Exons: 23
Coding region: 217-3006 (929 amino acids)
Biological process (GO): cortical actin cytoskeleton organization
Cellular component (GO): plasma membrane; cytoskeleton
Molecular function (GO): structural molecule activity; actin binding
Source: RefSeq, a predicted model, not a curated record
CGCCUCUGCUGCUGCUGCUGCUACUGCUUCUGCUAAAAUAAUAGCCCGGCUGUGCAGAUCUCCCACAAUUCUCCUCUCCUCGGACGCACGGAGGAGCAUAGCGUGAUAGGCUUAGGGGUUAGCACGGAGAGGGGAACUACUGCAGCAGACGAGCCGAGCACAGCUGUCAGGAAUCCCACCUCCACAACAGCGACGAUUCUCCGGCUUGACUGAACCAUGACCACAGAGAGCGGACCAGAGUCUGCGCCUAAGCAGCAGGAGAAGGAGGAGAAAACCAAAGGAGCAUCCCAAACCAGCUCACCCCAAAACCAACCAGAGCUCCCGGCUGCCGUGGGACACAGCACCCCGGCCCACAAAGAACAGGAUCACCCAGAGGAGGACUUGGUCUCCCAUCAGUCCUCUUCAAGUCGUCUGUCCCGCUCUCCGCUCAGAGGUGUGAAGAAGGUGAAGAUCAUGCCCUGUAAAGUGACUCUGCUGGACGGGUCAGAGUACACCGUCAAUGUGGAGAAACGAGCUAAAGGCCAGGUCCUCUUUGACAAAGUGUGCGACCACCUGAACCUGCUGGAGAAGGAUUACUUUGGCAUCACAUACAGAGAUGUAGAGAACCAGAAGAAUUGGCUAGACCCCUGCAAAGAGCUCAAGAAGCAGAUCAGAACUGGACCCUGGAACUUUGCUUUCAAUGUGAAGUUUUACCCUCCAGAUCCAUCCCAGCUCAGUGAGGACAUCACCAGGUACUACCUUUGCCUUCAGCUGCGUGACGAUGUGGUCUCCGGUCGCCUUCCCUGCUCCUUUGCCACUCACACAGUCCUUGGCUCAUACACAGUCCAGUCUGAACUUGGAGACUACGACCCCGAAGAGCUGGGGACGGACUACAUCAGUGAACUGCGCUUUGCACCAAACCAAACCAAAGAACUUGAAGAGAAGGUCAUGGAGCUGCACAAGACUUACAAGGGCAUGACACCGGCCGAAGCAGAGAUGCACUUUUUGGAAAACGCAAAGAAAUUGUCAAUGUACGGAGUGGAUCUGCAUCACGCCAGGGAUUCUGAAGGAGUGGAGAUCAUGCUGGGGGUGUGUGCCAGUGGACUCCUCAUUUACAGAGACAGGCUCAGGAUCAACAGGUUUGCGUGGCCCAAAAUCCUCAAAAUCUCCUACAAGAGGAACAACUUCUACAUCAAAAUCAGGCCAGGAGAGUUUGAGCAGUUCGAAAGCACCAUUGGUUUCAAGCUCCCAAAUCAUCGCGCGGCUAAACGUCUUUGGAAAGUCUGUGUCGAACAUCACACAUUCUUCAGACUGGUGUCUCCUGAAGCUCCUCCAAAGAAGUUCCUGAGUUUGGGCUCAAAGUUUCGUUACAGCGGCCGGACUCAGGCUCAGACUCGACGGGCCAGUUCUCAAAUUAUCAGACCUGCUCCUCUGUUUGAGAGAUCCACCAGCAAACGAUACAACAUGUCCCGCAGCCUGGACGGAGCUCCCAUCUCAGAGAACCACGAGUCUCUGAUGAAAGAUGGCGGCGCUGGGGUUGUUGUCAAGGGCGACAGCAUCAUCACCACGGUAACGACAGAGAAGGAAGAGGAGCGGUCCGAGCAGGAAAACCAGGUCCAGACUGAGAUCCCAACCACAGAGGCCCAGAGCACAGAGGCAGUCACUGUCAGGCCUGAUACCAAGAGUUCCUCGCAUCUGUACAACGAACUCUCUCUCCCCUCCUCUCCAGUUGUAUCCAACAAACUUCGCCGUCGCCGUAGAGACACUGCAAGAAAACGCGCUUCGUCUGUCAGCCCGGUUAAAAACGGCGAAAGUUGCAAGCGUAAGCAAGCUAAAGCUGACAGGAAAGCCGCGUUAUUGGAGGAGCAAGCGCUUUUGCUAUCUGCACGUAAACAGCGGCUCGAAACAAAAUCGCGAGGAGGGACCCUUUUCUCUUUCUCCUUGCACCUUCCCGAUAUGUCCUCCAUUUUGGAUGAAGACGGAUACCUGACUUUCCCGGAUUUGUCGGAGAUGCGCUUCUUGCCAGAGUGUGCCCAGAAUUUCAUGGCCAUCAAAUCGCCAUCGCUCAUCCCGUGCUUUCUCUUCAUCUUUUUCUUCCUCCUUUCCACCUCUUUCUCCAUACCAUAUGCUCUCACUCUCUCCUUCCCGCUGGCGUUGUGUCUUUGCUACCUGGAGCCCAAAGCAGCGUCCCUGACCGCCUCCAUAGCACAGGGAUACACUGACCAAGACAGUUCAGAUGAAGAGGAGACUGACAGUGAACAGACUGAUUUUGCGUUUGAUGGAGACAUGACCCCAACCGAGUCGGAGGUGGAUGAGGAUUCUGAGAUGCGCACACAGGACAGCUCCACCCCGGCAGAGAUGGUCAAACAUCAGACGAAUAUCAGCGAAUUGAAGAGAUCCUUCCUGGAGACAGGACCCACCUCUCCAGGUCUGAGCGAGUGGGACAAAAGGCUCACGUCUUCCCCAACGCACUCCCCCAAACUCGACGACGCCCCCAUGAUUGAACCUCUGGAACUACAGGACACUAAAGAGCCACCUGCAGAGGAGACAAAGGAGGAACACAAAGCCACCGAGACAUCACCGGUUGUAGAAGACAAGACCGCCAUCGCGACAGAGUCAAAACCAGAUCAAGUUGAGUCCACAAGUCCAACGACUGUCGAAAAUGACGUGAGCACCAAAGAGAUGCCCCCCGUGGUCCACACAGAGACAAAAACCAUCACCUAUGAAGCAGCAGGGGCGGAGACAAAUGGUGACGCAGAUCCCGGAGUGUUGCUAAGCGCCCAAACCAUCACCUCGGAAACCACCAGCACCACGACGACCACUCACAUUACAAAGACGGUGAAAGGAGGAAUAUCAGAGACAAGAAUCGAAAAAAGAAUCGUGAUAACGGGAGAUGCAGACAUCGACCAUGAUGAGGCCCUGGCCCAAGCCAUAAAGGAGGCCAAAGAGCAGCACCCAGACAUGUCAGUGACCAAAGUAGUGGUUCAUAAAGAGACAGAGAUCACGCCAGAGGAAGGAGAGGACUGACCCAGGAGUGACCACAGCGCUGUCUUCUGUCCAACUUAAAAACCUCCAAAUAAUCAAACCUAACUGUGCAUCGUACGCCGGGACUAAACCACGACUGGCUUUGUAAGAACCGCAGCCCGUGCUAGUCGCCACCAUCCACCUGCAAAACCAACCAACAAACCGUAUCGCCUUUAGCAUGAGAAGGGCAAACCGCUGCGAAGAAACCCUCCAAACUGUACGAUUUUAACAAAAAAGUGGUUUUCGCUUGAUCCCAGUGUCCAACAAGCGAACCAUCUUUUUUUUGCUUUCACUGCCUUAAUAUGAUGUUGAUGCAAUUUUAUGAUUACUGAGAAUAAUAUUAAUUGUAGCUGCAUUUUUAUUUAAGAACAAGCCAUCACUCCAGUUUAAAGUUGCACUGUGUAACUUUUCUGGUGGAGGGGGGUGUCUCUAACCUGCGUGUUGCCAUGGGAAUGUGAUCGCUUUCGACCGGAAUGUUCCACGGUAAGGCAUUAAACUUGCUCUCCAUGGGGCCACCUUGCUCACGGUAACAACGCCUAUUUUCAAUGUAUUUCUGCAAUAAAAACCCUCAUAACUGCAGGAAAGAUCGGUGCAAUGCCAUAGUGCGGAAUAUUCCAGGCAAAGCAAUAACAUCCCCAUGGAGACAAGUAUAGUGCAGACCCUUCGCCAGAAAAGUUCCAUAGUGUACAUUUAUAUUUGCUAUAGGCUGUGUGUAUAUGUUACUAUAAGCAUAGACUAUUUAACCUCCGCUGUAGAAAAGUGCCAACCUUAUAUUGCCAGCGAGCAUUGCCGCACUCCUUUUUCUCCAUAGGGGGCGCUACUACAUACACCAAAAUCACUAUACAGUACGGUCCUGCAGUGUACAUAUCAGAGCUUAUCUAGCAAACAGCAAAUUAGUCUUUACCUAUUGAUUUUGAAUUGUGGUAUUUUAUGUAUUUUCUGAUCAUUUUAACAUAUUUUAUUGAUUCCUACGCAACAGUUUUCAUUUUGUUUUUUUGAAAUUCCCACUAAUGCCAAGGAAUCAAGCUGGAUUUUAAUGUGCCUGUGCAAGAAUAUGUUUGAGGUUAAAAAAAGCAGUAGACUCGUCCAGUCUGCAGCUCGGACCUCCGAACAUAUCCGCUUUCAAACUGUGUUCAAAUGCAUAUCUAUCAUCUACACCACCGUGCCCCACACACCACAACAGGCAGUGCAUUGUUUUAAUUUGCUGUCCUUCUCAAAUAAAAUCAUG